Molecule: messenger RNA, 972 nt
Organism: Zalophus californianus (California sea lion)
Lineage: Eukaryota; Metazoa; Chordata; Mammalia; Carnivora; Otariidae
Product: collagen alpha-1(I) chain-like
Exons: 2
Coding region: 1-972 (323 amino acids)
Source: RefSeq, a predicted model, not a curated record
AUGUCGGAGACCCCGGCCACCUCCACAGGCGCUGCUGCGGGCCGCGAGGGGCUCAAACCCAAGUGGGCCAGCCAGGGCCAAAGACAGUGGGGCAGCGGAGCCGGGGCCGGGGAGAGGAAGGGAGUUGUUUACGCGACGAAAGGUGCUGGGGAAAAGACGAGGUCUGGAGAGCCUGGAGAGCCCGGGGAGCCCCAGAAAUGCAGAGCGCCCUGCCGGUCUCCGCCCCACCCGCCCUGGAGUCCGCCGGAGCGAGAAAAUUCCCUAAAAAGGGCCGGGGCGCGCCCGCGGGUGGGGGGAGGAGGCGGCCGAGGGCCCCAGGGCGUCCGGCUAGUGCAGCGGGCCCCCAGCCCUGGCCCGCCCGCCGCCUCUGCGCCCCCGCCGCUGAGCCCCUACCUGCAGCGCCCCGCGCCCCCGCUGCCUCGGUCUCUCGGCUCCGGCGAGACGGCGGCGGGGGCGUGGGAGCGAGCCGCGCCGGCCGGGGUGGGGCUGCGCCGCCGAGGCUCCCGCGGGACGGCCGGGCCCUGGGAGCCGGGAACGAGGAAGCGGCGGGCGGCGGAAGUGGGGGAGGGGCGGCGGCGGGCACCCGCGCUCGCCUCUCUCCCGGCGGCCUUGGGGAGCCCCCUCGGGCGCGGCCGCUCGCACUUCCAGGCCAGGGGAAAAGUUCCCGGCGCGCAUCCCUGCCCCGCAGCUGGCCGCGCUCGUCCGCACUCCGCCCGCUGCCGGGGCGCUCGGCUCCGCACGCUCAGAUCCACUUGCUGCGCGGCCCUCGGCAGCGCAUCCCCGCCGCGGGGACACGCGCGGGUUGUCGACCCACGCGCACUUGCUGCUGGCGACUCCCGGGCAGCCCCGCCGCAACGCACCCGCACCCUGGGCGAGAAGGCGCAGCGGGGAAGGGGUCCUGGUGGAGCGGGGAGGGCACUGACCCGGUGCCGCGCAUCAGGGCAGGUGCGCCGCGGCGGAGGGCCCCCCUGA